AUGGAUGCAGCUAUGUUUCAAACUGUUGUAACAGCCGCUGUAACCGCAGCGAUAGCUCAAAUGAGUAACAACGGGUCAGAAGGAGGAAUAAACAGCUUUACAAAUGGCCAAGGACAAGGCCGUUCUGGAGCUGAUAGAAAGACGGUAAAGGCACAAAUUAGGGACACAGUAGGGCAAGAAAGGUACAGAGCCAUAACGGGUGCAUACUACAUAGGUGCAGUUGGAGCUCUUCUGUUGUAUGACAUAACUAAGGGCCAAACCUUUGAUAACAUUCAAAGAUGGUUGCGCGAGUUAAGAGACCACACAGACUCCAACAUUAUGAUAAUGAUGGCCAGAAACAAGUCUGAUCCGAAUCAACUCCGACCAGUGGCUGAACAAGAUGGCCAAUCUCUCACUGAAAAAGAAGGCCUUUCAUUUCUUGAAACAUCAACACUUGAAGCACAUAAUGUUGAGAAAGCAUUUCAAACUAUUUUCACAAAUAUAUAUCAUAUCGUUAGCAAGAAAGCAUUAGCAGCUCAAGAAGCAUCAGGUUGGAGAAAAGCUAACUCAAAAAUAGAAGAAACUGCAUCAGGUGUAGCAACUGGGAUGAUUUUAUCUCUGCGUGAAAGUGUCCAGAUCUGUAAAGAUAAUCUUGCCACAUGCAAGUAUGUAUAA
Lactuca sativa (garden lettuce) is the source of this 654-nucleotide messenger RNA. Lineage: Eukaryota; Viridiplantae; Streptophyta; Magnoliopsida; Asterales; Asteraceae. The record is from RefSeq and is a predicted model, not a curated record.